GUCUUAAGUUGUAGCAGCUCUUACCGAGUAGGAAUGAAUUGUCACUAUGUCUUUGCAAUUCCAAGAACACCACCAAGUUAUAAGAUAUAAUUGUAAGGCGAGUCAGUGAUAUUUAUGUAAAUUGCUUAUUUCCAUAUAUUCCUUUAUACCAAUAAUUUUUCUUUCUUAUUUAACUAUUCAUAAUCGGUCACAUUUACCGGAUUAUCAAUCUUCCAGAGGACGCUGUUGAUUAGUGUAAUACCUUCAAUUCAAUUUACCGGCUUUACUUCCUUUCCAUGCAAUUUCAAUAUGACUUUUCCGACUACAAAGGUCGUGACUUUGAUCCCAAAAAACAGGCAAAACAGGUGCUAGCUUCAGUUCAUGCAGCAACGGAUACAGCAGAAGACAAGGCAGUCGCAAAAAAACGAUUAGGAUAUGCUUUGAAGGAAAUUGAUAACCAAAUAAGGGUUUUCAUUGGCUCAAAUGAACAGAAGCUAGCUGAAAGUGUGGAAUCCUUUUUUCAAAAUCAAUCGAAUUUAACGGAGGUUAGAGAGAAAAUGAAGCAGCUCACAGAUAUUUAUGAAAGAAUGCGUUCUCUUAUAACUGUCCCCUAUAAUUCUGCCUCUCCAUUGCACGAUUCCAUAGUGAAUCUUCAUUCAACUUAUAUUAGCUUGUAUUGGAUACACCGCUUUUUUGAUCUGCAAAAACAAUUAGUAGCUUUGGCAGACAGCGUUCCUAACGAGUUUGAACGAUUCGAAAACUAUUUUCGGGCCGCUACCCUAUUACAGGAGAUGGAUCAACUCCUUGCGCGCUAUCCGCUUAUCAAACGCCAGUCUUCAGUGCAAUCAUUUUCCAAAUCGAAUAUCGGCAUUCACUCUAGGAUGUUAAAAGAAACAUCAAGUUUCUUGCUAGCGCAAGAGGAAUCAGACGUGCUAGCAGCAAAUUCCUCAACGUUUUCGAAUGCUUGCUCUACCUUGUUUUUACUAGACAAAUAUCUUUUAGAAAGAAACAUGUCUCAGUUAUUAAGCUCUAAAAUCCAAAAAGCAAGCGCUUGUUUCGAAUCUAUCUUUCAGCUGUCUCCAACAACACGUAGACUUCUGUAUUCAUCUGCUGAUUCUACCGCGGCUAAUUCUACAAUAUGGUCUAAAUUUGAAGAUGGUUGGUAUCAAAUUUCACAGUUUGGAUCUCAAUGCGUAUUUUGGGAAAAGACUCUUAGACAAACUACCAUCUGCCAACCACAUUACUCUAACUUACUAGAUUAUUUUCAAGCACAACCUAAUUUCAUUCUUGAUGGUGCUACAAUUAGCAUGUUCUAUUUUAAAGAACUGGCUAUUUCAAUAAGCACAAAGAUGCAGAACCUUGAUCGUCGAGAUCCUACUUUGCUUCUAGUUUUCCGUAACGAUUACCAAAGAGUAUCACAUAUAGUUGAACAAGCAAUUGCAAAAUCAUCUUCUGAAAUUGUUACAAAAGAUACCCGUGAAUGCUCUAUUGUGAUGAACAGUCUUAAAGUAUUAUUCCCCAAAAUUCCUUAGACAUUAAAAAUAAUAUUAUAUAAAUAACCCAAA
Molecule: messenger RNA, 1544 nt
Organism: Schizosaccharomyces octosporus yFS286
Lineage: Eukaryota; Fungi; Ascomycota; Schizosaccharomycetes; Schizosaccharomycetales; Schizosaccharomycetaceae
Product: transport complex subunit Cog5
Exons: 3
Coding region: 276-1511 (411 amino acids)
Biological process (GO): intra-Golgi vesicle-mediated transport
Cellular component (GO): COG complex
Source: RefSeq, a predicted model, not a curated record